This is a messenger RNA of Equus quagga, 1999 nucleotides long. RefSeq names its product potassium channel tetramerization domain containing 17 (gene KCTD17). The transcript is spliced from 7 exons. The coding region runs from base 1 to 1074 and encodes 357 amino acids. Lineage: Eukaryota; Metazoa; Chordata; Mammalia; Perissodactyla; Equidae. Gene Ontology annotation, cellular component: cytoplasm; Cul3-RING ubiquitin ligase complex. The record is from RefSeq and is a predicted model, not a curated record. Gene Ontology annotation, molecular function: cullin family protein binding. Gene Ontology annotation, biological process: protein homooligomerization; proteasome-mediated ubiquitin-dependent protein catabolic process.
AUGCAGACGCCGGGGCGAGCGAUGAGGAUGGAGGCCGGGGAGGCUGCGCCGCCGCCGGGGCCGGGCGGCCGCGCCGGGGGCGGCUGGGGCAAGUGGGUGCGGCUCAACGUGGGGGGCACGGUGUUCCUGACCACGCGGCAGACGCUGUGCCGGGAGCAGAAGUCCUUCCUCAGCCGCCUGUGCCAGGGGGAAGAGCUGCAGUCGGACCGGGAUGAGACCGGGGCCUACCUCAUUGACCGCGACCCCACCUACUUCGGACCCAUCCUGAACUUCCUCCGUCACGGCAAGCUGGUGCUGGACAAGGACAUGGCUGAGGAGGGGGUCUUGGAGGAGGCGGAGUUCUACAACAUUGGCCCGCUGAUCCGCAUCAUCAAGGACCGGAUGGAAGAGAAGGACUACACCGUCACGCAGGUCCCGCCCAAGCACGUGUACCGCGUGCUGCAGUGCCAGGAGGAGGAGCUCACGCAGAUGGUCUCCACCAUGUCUGAUGGCUGGCGCUUCGAGCAGCUGGUGAACAUCGGCUCCUCCUACAACUACGGCGGCGAGGACCAGGCCGAGUUCCUGUGCGUGGUGUCCAAGGAGCUCUACAGCGCCCCACACGGGCUGAGUUCCGAGUCCAGCCGCAAAACCAAGAGCACGGAGGAGCAGCUGGAGGAGCAGCAGCAGGAGGAGGAGGUGGAGGUGGAGGUGGAACAGGUGCAGGUGGAGGCAGCCCAGUCAUCUCAGGAUCCCGCUAACCUUUUCUCCCUCCCACCACCGCCUCCUCCUCCGCUUCCCGCUGGAGGUCCUGCCUCAUCUUCAUCUACCUCUUCUUCCUCCUGGAUCUCAUCUGCACCCUGCCUCUUCCCUCUCUGCUCCUGUCCCGGUUUUCUCUCUGCCUGCUCACACCUCCAUCCCGGGGCUGCCCUGGUCCCAGCCUCCCGCGCCCUCCACCCAGGUGCCCUGGUCCUGCAUCCCGGAGCAUCCUGCCUGCUGUCUCCCGCACCCCUUCCGGCACCUCCCGCCUCCCGGCCCAGGGAGGAGGGACGCAGCUGUCCCUCCUCCGUGCCUGCCAACCCCACCGGCCACCUCUGAGGCUGCCGCCCGACCCGGCGCCUCACCUCCUCGCCGCCUCCUCACGUUUCCUCCUUACAGGCUCCUGUCUGCACCCCUCAGACCUGAGGCUGCCCUGCAGGGAGGGCUUCUCCUCGGCCCUCGCCCUCCCCCAGAGCUUCGGUCCCUGGUCUGUGGCUGGGCAGAGCUGGAGGGUGGGGCGGGAGCCAGGAGGGUGCUCAUCUCUCCUUCCUUGGACUGGAGCUGAAUUUCCGGCUGAUUCCCUCCCCUCACCAAAGUUUCUCAGCCUGUCUUGGCCUUGGGUGUGAGGCUCUGAGAGGAGCAAGUUCCGGGGGCAGAAACUCUUCCCACCUGCCCCUCAGCGCCAGAGCCAGGCUGGGGACGACGGGAGGGAAACUGAAGCCAGACGCCCUGGCCUCACCCCUGCACGUCCAGAGCUCCUGCAUCACAGCCUCAUGGCACUAGGUUCCCUGGUUCUGGGGGUGGAUUCCCUUGGCCUAAAAGGAGUCAGCCAGAGCUGGCUGAGGAUCACGGUGUGGCAGAAAAAGCACUGGCCUGUUGCCCACAAGCCCCCACUCAAUCUUAUCCACCUGCUGUGUGACCUUGGGCAAGUCACUGUCCCUCUCUGGGCAACAGUUGCCUCUCAAAUGAGGACAGACAGCUGCUCUCUGUGACCUUUUGCCUGAGACAGCAGUGAUCUGCCUCUCUUGGCCUUGACCCCCUGGCCAGAGUCUUGCCAGAAUCUGGCCCUUAAGCGGCCACCUCCCAGCCCAGGAUGGGGCAUGGGGCUCCCAGACCGGCGAGCUGGGUCCCCUCCUGCUCCCUCUUCUCAGCUCUGAAUCCACCUUCUCUGGGCCUCCCAGAAGGGACCCUGUGACUCACCUACCUCUUUCUCUCUCCCUCUCUCCCCUCCCUCCCUCCAUUUCAAUCUCCUCUCUGCCCUCCU